AUGUCGAAGGACUUCAUCAUCAAACACAUGAACGCCGACCACAGCGACUCCCUCCAGCUGUACCUCCAGGCCUUCUGCGGCAUCUCCGCCCGCGCCGCCAAGGGUGCCUCGCUCGAGGACAUCACCCUCGCAAAUGUGACCGUUCAGGCCCAUGGCACGCGCUACAGUGUCCCCUUCGACCCGCCAAUGAAGGAUUACAGCGAGUCCCGCAGCCGCCUCGUCGCGCUACACAAGGAGAGCCUGAAGCGUCUUGGCCGUUCCGACGUCACCCUCACCCAGUACCGUGCGCCGCACGGAUUCCAGAUCGUCAUCUUUGGGCUCUGUCUAUUCACCUACAUCUCCUGCUGGCGUCGCGAUAACCUCCUGCCCGGAGCAUGGGUCUACGAGAACCUGGGCUUCCAGCUCGUCCCGGACUUUGCCCAUUUUAUUUACACCAUCUGGCCGGUCUUCUUUCCCUCGGUGCUGGCGAUCCACAUCGCUGAGUCGGUUGCGCUCGCUGUCUUGCGGUUGAAGCCUAUGGGGGUGCGUCUGGGAUCGAAGUUGUGGUUCGCGUGGGUGGGUUCGUGCUUCAUUGAGGGGUUUGGCACUUUCAUGCGGAUCGGGGAUAUUGUCAAGGAGGAGCGGGCGAAGAAGGGAGGGAAGAGCGAGUGA
Penicillium macrosclerotiorum is the source of this 651-nucleotide messenger RNA. RefSeq names its product DUF2470 domain-containing protein. The record is from RefSeq and is a predicted model, not a curated record. Lineage: Eukaryota; Fungi; Ascomycota; Eurotiomycetes; Eurotiales; Aspergillaceae. The coding region runs from base 1 to 651 and encodes 216 amino acids. The transcript has a single exon.